CCUUAUCGACGUUUCACACCACGCGGCGACCCACAAUAUUGUCACAUGAAACAGGGGCGGACGCCACGUCGCCAUGCGCCAAUAUGAACAUCCCCAUCAGAAGGGUAGGCAGAAACCCUUGGACAGGUUCGAUUCACAUGUUGGCAAUGCAACAUGUGGGUCCGCAACGGCAUGGCCCAGGGCGUUUACCGGGUCAGUGUCUCCGCCUUGGCGAAGACAUGGCUCCCAGAUGCGUCCAGAAAGAAGUGGAAUCACCUUCUCGUUAUCUUUUCGCUGUCUUCCUACAUUCCGUUUUGUUGUUCUUGUGGAGCGGUGAUACCUUCGUUCGCGACCUGUUUCUACACGUGGACUGUCUUUCGUCCAUGACAUUCAUUUCUUGACUCAGCGCCUGCACUUUCUUUUGACUCAAUCUCCCCUUUACGUCACACCUUAAACGAAGAUCUCUUCGACAUGCGUCUCCCAGCAGACAUCAUCCCGCUGGUGACGCUUUUCUUUCC
Molecule: messenger RNA, 497 nt
Organism: Didymella exigua CBS 183.55
Lineage: Eukaryota; Fungi; Ascomycota; Dothideomycetes; Pleosporales; Didymellaceae
Exons: 2
Coding region: 84-380 (98 amino acids)
Source: RefSeq, a predicted model, not a curated record